AUGUUUAGCUGCGAUUUCUGUACCAAAUCGUUCACCAGGAGGAAUAACCUGAAACGUCAUGGGGAUUGCCGAACAUCUGCCAGGAUCUGCAACCAAUGUGGUGGGAUUUUCAAAUCGGAGGGGGCUCUCUAACGCCACCUUCAAGAAAAACACCCAGCCCCAAACGAAAGGCUGGAGAUCCCGCCACUCCCAUGACGAAGCAAGCUAGACUUGACCAAGUUGCCGGACCAUCAACAUCAGCCACAGGCCGGUGGUGCGAGGAUUGCGACUUGGAGACUCCGAUAAAUCAAUGGGCUGGUCAUCUUCGGAGUCUCCAGCACCGAGCCAACACCUGUGUGGAGCAGGAGGAAGACGUUAGUCUUGUCAAAACAUCUUUCAAGAACCGAAUUGCUACAUACCGGCUUUCUUCAAAGCAGGACUCUACCAGCGUAAAGCACUUUUUGGGAAAUUUCAAAGUGAAAUUCGUCAAGCUGGUAGGGGAUAUGGUCAAUAAAUUUGGCCAUAUCAAAGUCGGUGUGGAGCUUUUCGGACGCUUCCUCCUGCAGGCGAAAGAGCAAGAAGAGGUCAAGUCGUUCAACGCCAAAUUCCGACUGGUGAGCGAUGGUGCAGAUCUGGAGGAGCUGUUCCAGCAGUUUUCUGUCAUCCUGGACAAGAAGUCCACAGAAUUUCAGGAGAAAGAAAGUGGCUGGACGCUCCAACAACUCCUCCAUCUAGAUAUAAGUAUUAAUAAGGUGAACCCUCUAAAAGCCUCUUCAUAUCUGCCGCUUCCAAAACUGAUCGAUGCGAAGAAAGCUGUCCUAAACAUACAAAAUAGCGAUCAGAAAUGUUUCAUGUGGUCGGUCUUGGCUCACCUACAUCCUACCUACUACUACCUACAUUGGACUCAAAAUGCAAAUAGAGUCGCGAACUAUAUGCCUUUUGAGAACGAGUUGGACUUUACAGGUAUGGAAUUUCCGAUUAAACUUAAAGACAUUAGCAAGUUUGAGCAGCUCAAUAAUAUUUCCAUCAAUGUUUAUAGAUUAGAUAGCGCCUAUGAAAAUGGUAGAAAUAUUAUUGAAGUUGUUGGUCCCUUAUACUUUACUCAAUCUCGGAAAGCGAAUCAUGUAAAUUUGUUAUUAAUCAGUAAUGAUUCUGGUGAUAGUCAUUACUGCUUAAUAAGAAACAUGUCUCGCUUGAUCUCAAGUCAAUUAUCUAAGCAUCAUAACGUUAAACAUCUUUGUGAUGGCUUUUUGGUGUAUUUUUCAACUGAGCAAAAAUAGAAAGCUCAUCAAGAAUACGAUUGUGCCCAUGUU
Messenger RNA from Ceutorhynchus assimilis (cabbage seed weevil), 1292 nucleotides. Lineage: Eukaryota; Metazoa; Arthropoda; Insecta; Coleoptera; Curculionidae. The record is from the annotation of a GenBank genome assembly.